AUGUCUCUCCUCCUCCGCACCCUCCUUGCAACCCACUCCUUUCUCUCCUCCCUCGCAACCUUCUUCACGCUCACUGUCACCUCCGCCAACAGCCGCCGUUUACUACCACCGCCACCACCCCCAAUAGAGCUAACGAACGAGAAUGCGCGGACGAGGGAGCAUGUUGCUGUUGUUUUUAGGAGGGGGAGAAAUGGGGGAAAUGGAGGGGAAACUGUGAAUUGUAAUGGGCGGAUGGAAGGGGAAGGGUUGGUUGAGGAAGUAGAGAGGAUUGUUGGAUGGUGUUUGGAGGCUGGGGUCAGGGUGUUGACGGUCUUUGAUGAUAAGGGCCUCCUAAAAACCAAAGCCGCCCACCUGCACCGCACCCUCAAAUCCACCCUCAGCCCCUCCAUAAAGCAGCCAUACACCAUCGGAUCAUCCACCCCACCACGGCAAGAGGAAUCCGACCCUGUAGUUGUCCAAGUAUACACCAGCGGCCGCCGUAUCCCCAAAACGACAGCCCAACAACGCACAGACGAAGCGGUAGACGUUGACAGCGCGCAUAAUUCGGAUGACGAGGGGGGAACUAUCGACCUGCACAUCAACAUCGUCUCCCCAACGGACGGCCGACAAGCCCUUGUCGAUGCCGCAAAGGCGCUCGCUCGCGAGGCUAUCACCAAAACAUCUCCCACCAUCGUUGAUGUCGAUAUCGUGGACCGCAUACUCCAUAAAGGACGAGAUGCAUCCCUCCGUAUAAACAGCAGCGAACCACAACUCGUCUUCCUGACACAUACGGAUCCGGAGUUUAUCACAAUUGGGAAUUUCCUGCCAUGGGAGAUCCGGUUGUCGGAGUUUUGGCCUGUACCAAGGGAGCUGACACAGGCGGAGUUUGUGGACGGGUUGCGGCAUAUGGCGUCGUGCCAGCAGCGGUUCGGGAAAUGA
This is a messenger RNA of Fimicolochytrium jonesii, 918 nucleotides long. RefSeq lists its product as uncharacterized. The record is from RefSeq and is a predicted model, not a curated record. The coding region runs from base 1 to 918 and encodes 305 amino acids. Gene Ontology annotation, cellular component: endoplasmic reticulum membrane; dehydrodolichyl diphosphate synthase complex. NCBI's taxonomy places the organism in Eukaryota, Fungi, Chytridiomycota, Chytridiomycetes, Spizellomycetales, Powellomycetaceae. The transcript is spliced from 5 exons. Gene Ontology annotation, molecular function: ditrans,polycis-polyprenyl diphosphate synthase [(2E,6E)-farnesyl diphosphate specific] activity.